Molecule: messenger RNA, 393 nt
Organism: Pseudozyma hubeiensis SY62
Lineage: Eukaryota; Fungi; Basidiomycota; Ustilaginomycetes; Ustilaginales; Ustilaginaceae
Product: ribosome biogenesis protein Urb1
Exons: 1
Coding region: 1-393 (130 amino acids)
Source: RefSeq, a predicted model, not a curated record
AUGCUGUGCGAUUCGAUAUUCAGCGACGGCGUCAGCGUCGAAUGCAGUCGGCACUUUGGCCGAUUUGCAAACCCCAAGCUGCCAACGCACUGCAGCAGAAAUCCAGCCACGUUCGAAUGGCACUCAAAAUGCCGCUGCGACAUGAUUUUACGAGUUCCAACCCAAAAUCGCAAAAUUGCAAAUAAUCAGGACAUCACACAAAGCACUCGAGACAGACAGACCGAAUCUAGCAAACGAAGCAGAGACGCGCAGAGCAUGGACGAUCUCGCACGCUACCUGCGUCGGGGGAGCGGCAUGGACGAAAGGCUAGCAUAUGAUAUGACUGUAUCUGAGCUGACAAACAUUUCAAGUUGGGAGGCUGGAGGUUCGUCGUCGAGCUGCAGUCGAAGAUGA